CCCAGAGCCUGCGGGUGCAGCAAGAUGGCGGACGGUGACGGCUUAGUGACAGUAUUUUUAAAUUCACUGACGCCCAAAUUCUAUGUGGCACUUACAGGAACAUCUUCUUUGAUAUCAGGACUAAUAUUUAUGUUUGAAUGGUGGUACUUCCAUAAGCAUGGCACGUCUUUUAUUGAGCAAGUAUCUGUGAGCCAUUUGCGACCUCUGAUGGGAGGAACGGAGAGCAGCAUUUCAGAGCCAGGUUCUUCUAGCAACAGAGAAAGUGAAACCAGCAGACAGAAUUUGUCAGAAUGCAAAGUAUGGAGGAAUCCUCUAAAUCUUUUCAGAGGAGCAGAAUAUAGGAGAUACACUUGGGUGACUGGUAAAGAGCCACUUACCUACUAUGACAUGAAUUUGUCAGCUCAGGACCAUCAGACCUUUUUCACCUGUGACACGGACUUUUUACGUCCUUCAGACACAGUUAUGCAGAAGGCAUGGAGGGAAAGAAAUCCUCCAGCUCGAAUCAAAGCAGCCUAUCAAGCUUUAGAAUUAAACAAUGACUGUGCCACUGCAUAUGUUCUACUGGCUGAGGAAGAAGCAACAACUAUUGUGGAUGCUGAAAGGUUAUUUAAACAGGCACUCAAGGCAGGAGAGACAAUUUACAGGCGGUCACAGCAGUGCCAGCACCAAAGUCCUCAGCACGAAGCUCAACUGAGAAGAGAUACGAAUGUACUGGUAUAUAUUAAAAGAAGAUUAGCAAUGUGUGCAAGAAAAUUAGGAAGAAUAAGAGAAGCAGUAAAAAUAAUGAGAGAUCUGAUGAAAGAAUUUCCUCCUCUUACCAUGAUGAACAUCCAUGAGAAUCUCCUAGAAUCACUUUUAGAAUUACAGGCCUAUGCAGAUGUUCAGGCAGUCCUAGCAAAAUAUGAUGAUAUAAGCCUUCCAAAGUCAGCAGCAAUCUGUUACACAGCAGCACUAUUGAAGACAAGGACUGUUUCAGAUAAAUUCUGUCCUGAAACAGCCUCCAGAAGAGGGCUAAGCAUGGCAGAAAUUAAUGCUGUGGAAGCAAUUCAUAGAGCCGUGGAAUUUAAUCCUCAUGUUCCAAAAUAUUUACUAGAGAUGAAGAGUCUAAUUUUACCUCCAGAACACAUUCUGAAACGAGGUGAUAGUGAAGCAAUUGCCUAUGCUUUCUUCCAUCUUCAGCAUUGGAAGAGAAUAGAAGGUGCUCUGAAUCUGUUACAGUGUACGUGGGAAGGCACUUUUAGAAUGAUUCCAUACCCUUUAGAGAAAGGCCAUCUAUUUUACCCUUAUCCCAGCUGCACAGAGACUGCUGAUAGAGAGCUAUUACCUACCUUUCAUCAUGUUUCUGUUUACCCAAAGAAGGAGCUUCCUUUUUUCAUCCAUUUCACAGCAGGACUGUGUUCUUCUACAGCAAUGAUAGCUCUUCUCACACACCAGUUUCCUGAAAUCAUGGGUGUUUUUGCUAAAGCUAUGAAAACCAAGCCUGACAUUCGACAUAGAGCAAUAAUAAAAAAAAAAUGCAUAAGUCCCUGGAGAUGUGGAAUGUGCUGAUAUCAGAGCCGAUAUUCUCCAAGGCCAGAAUUCCUGAAAAAGGAAAAAUUGCUUUUAAGUGGUAGGUCAUUUUCUCACCUGCUUUGAAGCCUGCUGGGUUAAAUAUGAGAGUUCAAAGUAAGGGUAGCCAGCAAACCAAAUGAACUGGAAUCUGAUUCUGCUUAUCUGAAAGGAGCUUCUUUAUUUAAGAGCAGCACUGCCCUCUCCUUAGAGAACCAAUCUUCAUCUACUCUGGCCCCUUUCAUUUCUCUCUUGCAAGAAAAGCUUUCUUCUUAGUAAGCCUUGGGAGGGCGUUAUCACAGCAGUGAAGACUAAAGAUGGUCUUUGGGGAUUUCACUAACUUGCUGAUGAAUUCAGGCUUGUGGCAUGUGACUUUAGUACUUUGAAUUCAGAAGUGUGUUUGAAUAUAAAAAUCCUUAGUUGGGUUUUAACUAAAUAGGAUAGCCUUUGCAACUUGGCAGAAAAAGGUGUUAGUGGGUAAAGACAGGAAUAAAAAAGAUUCCCAAAUAAAUUGUUUGUUUCACUAAAGCAAACCUCUGUUGAAAUCUGUUUCACUGAACACAUAUUGUAGCUGUGCUGAGGUGGGAAUGGGCCCUGUUUCCACAUAUUUUUACUAAUCUUUAUGUGGGAAAAUGUGGUUGGACAUGCCAGUGAUGAAUUUCUGAGCAACUCAUAAUUGGCUGGCUCCACUGUAACUAGGGCCUAACAAUCUGCUUGAUUAAUUCUUUAAGGACUACAUUAGCCAAGUUGCAUGAUUUCCAAAGAUAUAGAAGGUCAGAUGUUAUACUAACAAAAGACCUUUCUACAGAAUGUCUCACUGGGAUUUCUUCAGCCCCUUCCCAAAAAUAAUUAAUAUUUUUCUCCCCAAAUUACAUUUUUAAGAAUAAUAAGCAGAAAUAAAUGGCCAAGUGUGUUUUACUGAAUAGUGAUCAAAACUUUUGAGGUUUGUACACUAUUCUCAUGAUUUUUUUCCAGGGCAAAGAUCAUCCUCGUAACUAGGGAAGUUGGUAGAUAAUUAUAACUUUAUAUUGAGAAACAUACUGGUAGAAAAAAAUAUAUUAUUUGUAAAAGUUCCUAAUUUUCCAUUGUCAUAACAAGGGACAUGAAAUCUGUUCAUAGGUGAAAGUAAUUUUUUAUAUUCUCCAUCUGACUUCAUUCAUAAUGAAAACCUAUGAUAGUUACAUCCCUCUUUCUUAAAUAGGGUCACAUUCAGAAAUUCAACCGACAAGGAAAAUAAGUCUCUUUACUUUGUUUGAAAAUGGAUUAUUUUUCAAAGCUUUGAGACUUCUUUGGUUCCUAAGAACUGACAUAGCUUUUAAAACAUUUUUGAAUUGUAACCAAGCUUAUAUUCACAUAAAAUAUUGUUCUGUAACCAUGCUAUUUCUACAGUAAUAUAUCUGAGGUAUUUCCCAGAGAUUAUACUGAUAAUAAAGGAGCCCAUUGUGUGACAGGUCAAAAAAUGUUAAA
Messenger RNA from Felis catus (domestic cat), 3015 nucleotides. RefSeq names its product suppression of tumorigenicity 7 like (gene ST7L). The transcript is spliced from 15 exons. Lineage: Eukaryota; Metazoa; Chordata; Mammalia; Carnivora; Felidae. The record is from RefSeq and is a predicted model, not a curated record. Gene Ontology annotation, molecular function: protein binding. Bases 25 to 1548 code for a protein of 507 amino acids.